Messenger RNA from Fusarium proliferatum ET1, 765 nucleotides. RefSeq lists its product as uncharacterized. Gene Ontology annotation, molecular function: oxidoreductase activity, acting on NAD(P)H, oxygen as acceptor. The record is from RefSeq and is a predicted model, not a curated record. The coding region runs from base 1 to 765 and encodes 254 amino acids. Lineage: Eukaryota; Fungi; Ascomycota; Sordariomycetes; Hypocreales; Nectriaceae. The transcript has 3 exons. Gene Ontology annotation, cellular component: intracellular anatomical structure.
AUGUCAAAAUUCUCACUGGCUGGCCGCUUAGCCGUUGUUACUGGAGGAGGUCGAGGAUGCGGUUUCGCAUUUGCCCAGGGGCUGGCUGAAGCUGGUGCCGACGUUGCCAUAUUCGACGUGAUUGAGCCCUCUGCUCCUGAAGUCGAACAGCUGAUUUCCAGCUACGGGGUCCAGAUCAAAUCCUACAUUGUGGAUGUAACCACGUUGUCGAGUCUAAAAGAAGGUUUCACCGCUGUGGCUUCAGACUUCGACAACAGACUAGACAUCCUGGUAGCAUGCGCAGGGGUCAACAAGAAUGUGCAUUUCCUCGACACAGAAGAGGAAGACUUUGACAAGUUGUUUGCCGUCAAUGCUAAGGGUGUUUACUUCUCAGCGAAACUGGCAGCUCAAGCCAUGAUCGAAAACAAGACCAAGUGCGGAAGUAUUAUCCUCGUGGCCAGUAUUGCUUCGCAUAUGGCUAUUCGAUCUCAGAGGUCGACAGCCUACUGCGGUACCAAGGGUGCGGUAAGAGCAAUGGUUGCACCGAUUGCUGCAGAGCUUCAAGAGCAUGGGAUCCGAGUAAACUCAAUCAGCCCCGGCUAUGUCAAGACAGCCAUGACAGCGCCAUUCCCAGACUUGAUCGAGGGAUGGAAGGACGAGAUCAUGAACCGUCGUGUCGCGGAGCCGGAUGAUAUCAAGGGGGCCUGUGUCUUUCUGGCCAGUGAUGCAAGCGCUUAUUGUACGGGCUCCGAUAUUCUUGUUGAUGGAGGUGUCACAAAGUGGUAA